This is a messenger RNA of Plutella xylostella (diamondback moth), 881 nucleotides long. RefSeq lists its product as uncharacterized. Lineage: Eukaryota; Metazoa; Arthropoda; Insecta; Lepidoptera; Plutellidae. The record is from RefSeq and is a predicted model, not a curated record.
AACAUUUUAUGAUGACGUCACUGCCUUUACCAUUUUGUAUAUAAAGUAGGACUCGUUACCAAAAUUGGCACAGUUCAAAAUGGCACGAUUGAUAACUGUAGCGCUAGCUGUGAUUGUGGUGGGACUGCAGGCUGAUGCAGCACCAGAUCGCGUCCGUCGUGGUUACGGCGGUGGCGGGUACGGAGGAGGCGGCGGUGGCGGCGGCGGCGGCGGAGGCGGUGGCUUCGGAGGCGGCGGCGGUCUAGGGGGUGGCCACGGAGGAGGCCUAGGCGGUGGUCACGGAGGAGGCCUAGGGGGCGGACACGGUGGAGCUGGCCUCGGCGGUGGACAUGGAGGAGCUGGCCUAGGAGGUGGUCAUGGAGGAAACGGCGGCGGACUCGGUGGUGGUCACGGAGGUGGCCUUGGAGGUGGACACGGCGGCGGCGGUGGACUAGGGGGAGGACAUGGAGGUGGCUUAGGGGGCGGCCUUGGAGGCGGUCACGGCGGCGGCGGCGGCCUUGGCGGAGGUCACGGUGGAAGCCUCGGAGGGGGCCACGGCGGGUACGACGGCGGCGCACUCACGCCGGUCGGACACGGAGCGAAUGGAGGCUUCGGCGGCGGACACGGAGGCAACUCCGGCGGCCACGGCGGCCACGGGGGCCACGGCGGCGGCGGCGGUUACGGAGGCUCCUCAGCAUCAGCCAGCGCCCACGCCUCGGCCGGCAGCUACGGCGGUGGCGGUUACAAAGGCGGAUACGGACGCUAAACCUGAAAAUACUCAAAGAUGACCCUGAAAACCCCAAUGUGAUAUUAUUUCUUACUAGGAACGUUUGUAAUUGGCAACAUUAUGAAGAAAAUUAUGUAUCCUAUGCGUAUUAAUAAAAGUUAAGCUUUUAAACAAA